GCUCCCCAAAAGAGGUAGCACACCCAAAAUAACGCCAAACGUUGCGUAUAUCAACCAGCUCCCUAAACGAGGUAGCACGCCUAGACUUACACCAAACGUUGCAUAUAUCAACCAGCUCCCACAACGACAAAGGCCGGCAGUAAAGGCACCAAUGAGCAUUGCAUACAUCAACCAGUUAGUCCACCGUAGACCCACCAGAAUCACGGUGAACACUGCCUACAUCAACAGAGUCCGACGGCCCAGUAGCACAAACAUCACACCUCCUAUAAACACAGCAGCCAUUAACCAGCUGCCAAAAGUGAAUAGACUUCCGGUUCAGGCUCCGGCACAGACGGCAUACAUCAACCGCGUCCCGUCCAUCCCACUGAUGAGGGGGAGCCCAGUCAACACUGCGACCAUUAACAGGAUCCCACCCAACACCCCUCGUCCAGUGAUCGCGCCUCCCGUUGUCAUGCCAACCAGACUUGGAAUUCCACCAAUGGUGAACCCAUCUGCAGUCAACCAGCUUCCUCCACGAACCCAGGAGCCAGAUGUCCAGGAGCCUACAGUCAGUCCUGCGAUGCCACAGUCGGACCCUACAGGAGAUGCCCCAGCAAGGGCUGGAACUCACGGGAGCCCAUCUCACAACGUACCUUCUAUCGCCUCAGACCAGGAGUGUAAGCAGAUCAUCGAAGUAGGCGUGACGCGAUGCUUCCGGGAGGCCGGCGUCCUGGCCGCCCCUGCCGACGUCUUCAAUCCCCAGAAGCCGGAAGUAGCCCGAGUAAUAUGCAGUCAAGGACGACGUCUAAGACCGUGCAUCAUGGCCGGGGAGACGGCGUGUGGGCGUGGCAUGAGGGUGAUCAUCACACGGAGGAUGCUGUCAUCCCUUCUGAACGCCAUGGGCAACCUCUGUGCUUUACAAGUCUCAAGACCUCCGACCAGACAGAGUCUCCCGAACCAGCCCCAGCAACCCCGCUUCCCUCCUGUACUCCCUCCCCAGCUGAUGCCUCAGGCUCCCACGGAGCCCCAGACCCCCGAUGAGGUACCGCAGGUGCCCCAGGUACCCGAGGUCCUGGCUGGCGAGGUGCCGAUCAGACGCUCCUGCAUGAACGGCGGAUACGUGGUGAUCCAGGACGAUGUUGAGGUUUGCGAGUGUACAAGCGGAUUUGGAGGAGACCACUGUGAAAUCCCCAUCUGUAUUCCCGGCUGUGAGAACAACGGCGUGUGCGAGAACGUUGACGGCGUCGCUAUGUGCGUCUGCUCCAACGGCUACACCGGAGAAAUGUGCGAGAUUGUUCCAGUAGUCGCUGUAACGGAAGUUGAGCAGCCCAAACCAGUUGACCCGGCCACCACCUCGCUGGAGACUAGCCCUAACCCUGUACCAGUGAUGAAGACCGACUUCACCAACGAGGACCCCGACCACAUAGCAUCCAAGGCCCAUCCUACAGUGGAUGUAGAACACAAGGUGGAGAUUUUCGGCUAUCCCUUGUGGUUGAUUCUUGCUGUUGCUCUCGGGAUCUUUGCCCUUCUCUUCGUUCUCAGUCUCACAUGUUGUCUGUGUCUCAAAUGUCGCCGCUCGAAGCACUCGUUUGAGUUGAGCAGAGAAGCUGUGAAAAUCCCACUGCCGGACAAUAUUUACACAGUAGGAGUUGUUCCACCUGUCUAUGAGGCAAAGGGUAUUCCUCCUCUUUCGUAUGAAGAGGCGAAAGGGGAGACAAUCAAGGGUGGCGACAAGAAGGUUGACGAUGCAGAAAAGGAUGGCAAAGAAGAAAAUUAAGUAUUGAGGCGAGCAGGUGCUCUUCAAGAAAGUACCCUCUUACCAUAAAAAAACUUUCAUGUGAAACUCCUAGGAUGUGCUCAACAUGUACCUAAACACCCACAAGAAUUAUAAUGUGAUAUGAUAUAUUCCUGAUGACUGACAAGAUUGAGGAGGGCCCCUUCUGUGCCGAGUGCACGGGCAGCUCCUCCGUAGAGUCUCCGUCUGAUGAUAAGAAGAUACUUCAGCAUGUACAUAUAUAUCAAAUCGUAUAAUCUGAGUUGUACCUUACAAGUUAACAUGAAAAGGUGUAUUACACACUGAAAUAAAAACAAGUUACAAUUCUG
Haliotis rubra (blacklip abalone) is the source of this 2082-nucleotide messenger RNA. RefSeq lists its product as uncharacterized. NCBI's taxonomy places the organism in Eukaryota, Metazoa, Mollusca, Gastropoda, Lepetellida, Haliotidae. The record is from RefSeq and is a predicted model, not a curated record. The coding region runs from base 152 to 1756 and encodes 534 amino acids. Gene Ontology annotation, cellular component: plasma membrane; protein-containing complex. Gene Ontology annotation, biological process: heterophilic cell-cell adhesion; establishment or maintenance of epithelial cell apical/basal polarity. The transcript is spliced from 9 exons.